AGAGCGUUGGCAGUUGAUAGCACAGUUUUAGGACUUGGUCAGGUGCGCAACAAGCAGGUAAGGAUUUUUUUUCCAUCCAAUUCCAUAUCAUUCGAAAAAACUUCUUGAAAGUUAUAUAAAUAUACUAAACAUACCAAGAACAUUUAUAGAAUCCAAAAAAAUUAAAGGGAAGAAAUCGAAAUCCUCAAAAAUGUUUUUGAUAAUUCACCGACAAUAAGAAAAUUGCAUAAAAAUGUAUAAAAUGUAAGUUAAAAAGUCCAUAAGCUUUUAGAUUCCAAUAUAUUUGUCCAUAAACAUUAUAUAUGCCACUGAACCAUAUAUAUGCCUCUAAACAAUAUAUACGAUCCAGAGCAAUAUAUAUGUCCCUGAUCAAUACAAGUACCCCUUAACAAUAUAUAUAUAUAAAUAUAUAUAUAUAUAUAUAUAUAUAUAUAUAUAUAUAUAUAUAUGACACAGAAAAACAUACAGCUUUAAGGAAAAUUAUAUAUUUAAUAUCCCAUCCACCCCAUCCCCCACCACUAAACUCUUGUUGAUGAUUGAACUUCCAAAGUGAACGAUUUUCGAACAUGAAAAAAAUUCUCCACCACUGCCAUUUUAAAUGUUAUUUCAAAGAGAGGCCCAUGUGGUGCCAUGCCAAAAGUUUCCGUAUUAAUUAUGCCUGGGGAAAGGGGCCGAAUAAAAUCCAUUCAGAUAAAUAAUGGAGUUCAAAAUUUUAACUUUUCUUAUUAAAAUAGGUAUCAUAACGCAGGAGAAAUACAAUUAUUUUGAAAUAGUUUGAGUUUUCUAAAUAUUCUCUUACAGGCCCGAAUGGAGUGGAUAUUAUUACUUUUAAAUCCGGUGAUUCAAUAUGGAAUUUGAAGUUUGGGGCUAAGGAGCUCGACCUCUAUUGAUAGUCUAAGCCUACUGUUAUUUAUACAAAUAAUUUAAUUAAAAAUCAUAUCGAAAGAGUGGUUAUCAUGAAUUGAAUUCGGUACCAUUCAUGAUUUGUAUGUCUAUAACCCAUCCAGAGUAGGCUUAUUUAGUUUGGGCUCGAUCCAUCCAAAUCAUGCGAUACCCUGCCUGUGAUCUUAUAACAUAAGAUAGCCCAAAUAAAAAAAAGUUUGAUGGAUCGAUUAUAUGAAAAGGGAAUCUGAGGUUCACAAAGAAACAAAAGUAAACAAUGUCCGUAUAACAAGUUUAAUUUAUUUUUUUCAACUUUCUCUGACACAUGACUCACACCCAUAUCACUUAAGUAAAUCAAGUCAGUAAUUGCAGAAAUAACUUUUGAGUGACGUCAGUCUAUCCCAAGACUUAUCUCUGAUAACACGCUCGCAACGCUUUUCUUGCCAUUUUUUUUUUUUGUUGCUAAGGCAGUGAUUCUCAACUUUCCUAAUGCCGCGACCAUUUAAUACAGUUCGUCAUGUUGUGGCAAACCCCCCAAGCAUAAAAAUUAUCUUCGUUGCUUCUUCAUAAAUAUGUGUUUUCCGAUGGUCUUAGGCAACACCUGUGUAAGGGUCGUUCGACGUUAAGAUGGGGUCGGGCCCCACAAGUUGAGAACUGCUGAGCUAAGUUAGGGGAUUUAAUAGUUUUUUCAGACAUUUGCAUUAACUAGGUUUAGUGAUCGGAAACUCGCGGCUGUCUAGGAAGAAAGAUGUCCAUCGUUUUGCAGUAAAUUAUAUUGUAUAAUUGAAAUUUAACUAUUGUGCCCCAACCAGGUAGCGUCUUAAAUAUGUUCUUACAAAAAGUAAUCUAAUAAAUUUUUCAUAAAUGGCAGCUGACCCGAACGAAGCAUGGCGAUUAACCCUAAGCUGGGAUAGCAAACAAAAAAGAACCUUGCGAUCAAAAUAUGCAAAAAAGAACGUUAAUACAAGAGCUAAAUAAACACCUUCGUUUUCUGGCCUUGAAAGCUUCAGCUUAGAAAUAAAAAUAACCGAAAGGAUAUGUGCCAUGUUUACUUUUGAUUGGGUUAUGGCGGCUAAUUUUAUUUAUGGAAAACAAUCGCAAAAAGCUCAAACAUAUACACACAUACACGCAAGUACACUUAAAAUAUUCUCAAUACACACACACACACAUACACGUUUAGGGACUUUUGUGAGAGAUAAAAAUGUUAAACACCUAUUUCCGUAAAUGGUUUUGAUUCCGUAAGCAUACCCCCCUUCUCCCCUCCCCUCAAUCAAUGGCGUUCCUAACGCAGAUAAUAUAGUGUUUUGUUUUCAUUACCAAACAGAUGCAGAACCAAAACAAACCUUUUCAUAUCAACCUUGCAUCGCAGAAAGCGUCACGUAUUGCACCAUUGGCCACAUAUUGGAAUGGCUCUUAUCUUAAAGUCAUUUCCAGUCCAUACGAAUGCUGGGAGAUCUGACGAUUACCUAGCUAUUCAAAGUAAAAAAAAAGAAACUCAUACUGGCCUAAUGGUAAAACUACAUGGUUGGUUAGAAAGGUCAAUAUUUGCUUGGUAUUUGGUCCGAGAAUGACUCAAUCCAGCGAUUAAAUAAACAUUGGCGUGGGGAGGGGAGGGGGGGGCCCAUUCCGUCACCUUUGAAAUAUACAACUCGUUGAAGUUUUCAGUUUUUAUUAUAAUCAUUAAACACUCAAACUGCUGUUAUUAUUUUUCCUGGGGACAAAAAAAAAAAGAAGACUUUUAAUGAGUUUGAAUUUUUUUUUCAGAAAAUGCAAGGACUCCAAAUAUUCAAAUUUUCUAUUAAAAUUCUCAUCAAUCCAGUAUCCAAUGUAUAUCUUGCAGCUUCAUAACAAUGACCACCUACAAAAUGGACUACGCGAACCGGGGCACAGCUGUCAUCAUAAACAACAAGAACUUCUCCAAGUUGAAGGCAAGGGACGGCACUGACGUGGAUGCCGCCAACAUGGAGAUGCUGCUGACGACGAUCGGGUUCAAGAGUAUACGACGUAAAAACGACCUCACGGCCAAACAGAUCAAAGAUGAACUUAAUGAAGGUACGAUCUGCGGUUCCAAUCUACGAUUAAUGAAAUAAUGCCUUUUACUAAUCAAUUAAUUUUUUUUUUUCAUUUCUAUGAUGUAUAUUUUGUUGUGUAACAAUUUAAGUUAGCUACAUACCCUUAAAAAUAUAUGAGAACGCGUAUAUCUCGUAUAUCUCCAAAAUAAAGGGUAGAGAAGCACAUCUACUGUUUACAAGAAGCCUAACUUAGACGAGAGUCUUCGAUUUAAAUGUCGAUAAGGAAUUAAUUCAUGUGACUUUAUUGAACUGAUGGGGGUUUUAUCUUUUGAGGGCUUGACAAUACUGUGCACUUGAAAUGUAACGUGGCUUUUUAGAGUUUGUUGGGGUAUUCAUUUCCAGCAUCGAGACAAGACCACUCAUCCAACGGUUGCUUCGUCUGCGUUAUUCUAACCCACGGCGAGAAGGAUUUCAUCUACGGCACGGAUGGGCCACUGGCCAUAAAGGAUGUGAUCCUACCGUUCACGGAUGAGAAGUGUCCGGCGUUGGUGGGGAAACCUAAGAUAUUCUUUAUACAAGUGAGAAAUAGACGUAGAUAUGUAUAUAUUUUUUAAAAAAAUUAAUUACUGUUUAUUUUUUAGUUCCUUGUUAUGUUAAUAUGACCCAUUUUGAUGGUACUUGUUUUGUGUUUUUUUUUCUCAAAGUGUGUUAAUGUCAAUGUUAAUGAAAAAACGACGACAACUUAUUGAAAUGAAUCCUUACAUGUCAUUCUAAUGGAGAAUUGUAAAUAUACAUUACAUAUUGGACCUUUAGUUCUAACUUUGAUACACAAAAUGUAAUUUGAGCUUGUGUUUAAUUUGGCUUCUAUAGUUGCACUACAUGAUACAUACGUAAACUUUUUUUUCUCAAUACACUUACGUAUAAAGUUAUCGGUCCCAAGUCAUCAAAAAACAACAACAACAACAACAUAUCGUACACUGAAAACAAAAAUGUGUUAUUCAACUAGUGUUAUAAUAUUAUAAAUGAGUGGAUGUGCGCAGCAUAGCAAGCAGAAUGAUCCGGAUGUGGAGUCCCGUAGAAACAUCGCACUCACUCUACAACUCCGGCUUUUCAAGUGACGCCCCUGGCUGCAUAGAUGCCUGUUAAAUUGUUAAUAUUCUUAAUCCUUGGACAUGCUUUCAACCAAAGUCAAACAUACACAUAUACACCAUGUGGUUUUGUUUGUUUGCUUUUUUAAAUGUUCCUAUCAAUGUCAAGACAUCAGCCUUGUCAAAUUAGCAACUGACAUACCGAUAAAAUCGCACAUUAUAUUUACUGGAAACAAAUUUCAACGACUGAUUAAUGGCUCCGUAACACUCCAAAAAGACACAAUCAAAUGGUAGGAUAUUUUUUUUGUUCAAAGUGGUAAUCUCUUUCUUCACUCUCCUCCGCUCAGGCGUGCAGGGGUGGUGAAUAUGAUGAAGGCGUGGAUGCUGUGGACUCCAAAAAAGAACCGGAAGUUGUGGAGACGAUCAUUCCUUUCCAUAUCGAUUUCUUUAUAGCCUACUCGGUUACACCAGGUAAUCAUAUCUUUCAAACAGUCUUAGCUACUGUUUUUUCACAUUUAACAUUAUAACUUAAUGUAAUCGAUCUUUUUUUUUUGUUCCCUUGCAUCGAUGCAUUGCUAUUUCAUAUAGUCGAUACCUUAUUACUUAAGAUAAUCGAUAACCAUUUUUUCAACGCAUACGUUAAGCCAUUUCCAUAAACUCUCGGAAAAGAAGACAUCUCUUUUUUUUUUCAAUCUUUUUUUCUCACAAAGUGAUAUUUAUUAAAACAUUAUACUAAAAUUCCAUACGGAACUUUUAUUACCUGAAUCCGCAUAAAGAAACAUAGCCCCUGUGGAAAGAAAUGGUUUCAUUGUCUUUGCUGUAAGCAUGUAUGUAUUGAAAUUGUUACAUUUGGAAUGUCGUCUAAGAAAGACGUGAGCCAAAGCUUUUCGAGGUACCUCCACCUAACCCCAUCUCGCGGGGUCCUCCCUCCUUUUAAAUACGAAGGGUACCGGGAGAUAGUCCCCUUUGGGAUGCUUCGCCCUAUCGACCAACCAUCCUGCUACCCCAGGAACACCACGCCCUCUCCAGCCAUCCGUGGGGGGGGGGGGGGCUUGAUCCUUUAUUUUCGGGGGGGGAAAAGAGACAACUUAUAUGUGAAGCAGGCAUUAAUAGUUUUCUUUUUGUUUGUUUUUAACACUUCUUAGUCCUAUCGACCAACCAUCCUGCUACCCCAGGAACACCACGCCCUCUCCAGCCAUCCGUGGGGGGGGGGGGACUUGAUCCUUUAUUUUCAGGGGGAGAAAAGAGACAACUUAUAUGUGAAGCAAGCAUUAAUAGUUUUCUUUUUGUUUGUUUUUAACACUUCUUAGGCUACGCAUCUUGGCGAAAUGGGAAAAUGGGUUCCUGGUUCAUCCAGGCCAUCGUCGAAGUCUUCAGCAAGAAAUGGAAAAGCCUUGACCUCAUGACCAUGAUGACCCGGGUCAACAAGAAGGUGGCCUACGACUUCGAGUCCUACUCCAAGGACCCCGACCGUGACCGGAAGAAACAAAUCCCGUGCAUCGCGUCCAUGCUGACGAGAGACGUCUUCUUCGAGCUUUAGUUUCCUAUAAAAUAAUAAUGGUGUUUCCUAUAAAAUAAUAAUGGUAUUCACUUUUAUUGAAUAGCUAAAUGGCACUAGACGGUCAUGACAGCUCUCACUACCCAGAUUUAAUUGGGAAGCCCACUGUUGACUUCAUAUUUUAGAGCUUGUUUGACCUGGCCUAAUUGUGGUGAAUGGGUUCUGUUACAAACAACAGACAAAAGUGAGAGUGUUCAAGAAAGUAACAAAAAAAAAAAUGUCGCGAAAUGUUUUAUUUUAUAUUAACUUACUUGCCGGAUUGUGUAUGCAAAUUGUAUGUUUUAAGCUAGUUAUUGAUCGUCCUAGAAUGUGUUCACUUGUAUUUUUUUUCUCCUCAAUAACUAUGCAUAGAAUCCCCAACACAUACAAUGUGACCCAUCAGACAGACUAUAAAGUUCAAAGGUCAAACGGGUAUUGCAAGUUUUAAACUAAGACCGUUCAUGUUUUUUAAAUAAUUCUAGUCUGAAGCUGCUUAUGAAAACUCGUACUUUCAUUUGACUAGCACAAACUAGAACACUUUCUACUGCAUUAUGCAUGUGACAACAAAUCUCAAAGCCGAGUUAACCGAGGAAUUAACGCAAACAAUAUUUGUCAUUUACUGGCCAAACGGUUGACCGUGAUGCAUCAAUGACAUCAUACGCACAAAGAGAGGGGCAAUAGAAAUUUUAAAUACACGUUUAAAUAAUAUUUGACCAGCCUUGGGUCACGUUCUGCACACGGGCUCUCAGAUUUCAAUCUUUAUUUAGUCACUGUAUUUCUUAUGGUUAUUUUUUUUAUUGCACACGCAACACGGUGUGUUCUGGUCAGUUCCGAUUCACUGUACGUGAUAGCAUUUUUUUUUUAAAUCACUUGAAUACAUCUCCAUAGUGCCAUGCAAAUGUUCAUAUUUUAAAAUGUACAUGUAUCAUUGCUUUAAUGUUUACAAUUACAGAUCUGCAUUUUUUAUAUUUAUUUCCGAGCCUUCUAUAAACUGUGAUAAACGCUUCUCUUCUGGCAAUUUUAUCACUAUGCGUUACAGUAGAAAUGAAAACGCCAGAUGCGUUGUUAUUAUAUUUCGCUCUUAGUAAAUAUUAAUAGUGUAACUAUUAUACAUUUCUCAUAUUGUAAGUCAGAAAAAUAAAGAUGUUAAAACAAUCUUUUAUUUUAACGUCAAUUUUGUUCUUGUGUUUCUGGCUGGACGGCAAAACUUUAAGACGACUAAUUCACCCACGUCCCGUCAAUCUAUCGGGCUGAAACUUGGCACAUAGACUCGUCGCUGCUUACAAAAUGAUACAUUAAAUUUUCAGCUCCACUUCCCAAUCCCCCAACAUCAGUUGUCCCUAUUUUUUUCAAGGGAAAGAUGAAGGAAUUAUGAUGCCAUUGGUUUCAAGAGAUCAAAUUCCCAAAAACAGCGCUAAAUAAGAUUUUAAAAAAUAAUAAAAUUAACAAGUGCGUUUGGUGCUAAUAUGUUCUUUUGUUUUUCUGAAAUAGUGGGUGAAAUAAAUCUGCGGUGUAAAAGAGGGUGGGCCAUUAGAACAUUAAUAUAAAAUAAUAAAACAUGCAUAUAAAGGAUUUAUAAAG
Lymnaea stagnalis (great pond snail) is the source of this 7100-nucleotide messenger RNA. NCBI's taxonomy places the organism in Eukaryota, Metazoa, Mollusca, Gastropoda, Lymnaeidae. The record is from the annotation of a GenBank genome assembly.